Cladophialophora bantiana CBS 173.52 is the source of this 3960-nucleotide messenger RNA. RefSeq lists its product as uncharacterized. The record is from RefSeq and is a predicted model, not a curated record. Gene Ontology annotation, molecular function: oxidoreductase activity, acting on paired donors, with incorporation or reduction of molecular oxygen; DNA binding; iron ion binding. Gene Ontology annotation, biological process: regulation of DNA-templated transcription; DNA-templated transcription. NCBI's taxonomy places the organism in Eukaryota, Fungi, Ascomycota, Eurotiomycetes, Chaetothyriales, Herpotrichiellaceae. The coding region runs from base 1 to 3960 and encodes 1319 amino acids. The transcript is spliced from 8 exons.
AUGAGCUUCUUCCUAGACGUCAUUGUGAACCGGAAUGCCACCCAUUCUGAGGCAUCUGGCAGAACUGGUCAACUACCCUCGUCGCUCAUUGCUUCCCUUCUAGCUAACGCAGAUUGGAAAUUCCUAGGUGUAUUGUUCGUUGUUGUAUACGUCGUCCAGGCCAUAUACUAUUGUUGGUUCCAUCAACUAUGUCAAGUUCCGGGGCCAUUCCUGGCACGUUUCAGUCAGGCCUGGAGAAAUAUUCGCUAUUUCAAAGGUACCUGGUUACGGGAUGUGACUGAACUCCACGAGAAAUAUGGAAAUGUCGUCAGGAUUGCGCCGAAUGAAGUCAGUUUCGUUGAUCGAGAUGCUCUUCGCGCACUCUAUGGUCACGGUAAAGUGUCCCAGAAGACAAAUUGGUAUCACUCCUGGUACGCCUUUCCUUGUAUUUUUCAAAACAUCUUUACAUACCAGCAUCUUCAGCAGCACUCCAAGUUGAUUAACAGGCUUCUCUAUUGUAGGUACGUGCCGAAUAUGCAGAUCUCGUUCUUUGCUGCCACGGAUAUCAAACUCCAUCGGCAUCUUCGAAGCCGUGUCACGGCUGCUUACUCCAUGUCCUCCAUGUUGUCCAUGGAAAGCCUGAUCCAAGAUGUGGCCAACCAAGGUUGGGCAAAGUUCAGAGAGCUCGUGGCUAGGGGUCAGCCUAUUGAACUCGAUAAAUGGGUGAGCUACUUCACUUUUGAUGUUGUCGGUACACUCGCACUGGGCGGGCCUCUCGGCAUGAUUCAGCAAGAGAAGGACGUCGAUGGCAUCAUUGGCAGUAUACAUGAUGGAUUCUGGCUGAUGGCCAACAUGGGGAACAUGCCCCUCCAGAUGUUCUGGUUCAACAAUCCAGUCGCUCAAUGGCUCGUCAAGAAAGUGGGUGGGAAAAGAUUGAAUGCUUUCAGCGUAUUUCUCGACUGGCUUGAAAUCAGGGUGGAUAGCCGCAUGAAGAACGGUUUAGGAGGCCAACGCCGAGACUUGCUCCAGCACUUCAUUGAGGCAAAGGAUCAAUCCGGGAACCCGGUCAAGAAAGGAGAUGUCAUGAUCGAAGGCGUCAAUAUCUUGGGAGCCGGAGCCGACACCACUACCGUAGCGAUUCUAGCCGUACUUGGUGCGGUGCUUCAAAAUCCGAGUCACAAGCAGCGUCUCAUGGCAGAAAUCGACCAGGCAUACAAAGACCUAGGUCUCACAGACAAAGAGGAGAUCAGCUUCAAAGAUUGCGAGAACCUACCCUUUUUGUCCGCCGUCGUCAAAGAAAGCAUGCGGCUACAUCCUUCGAUUACAUAUCAGCUUCCUCGAAUGCUCCCUGCAGAGGGUUUGCAAGUUGGAAAGUAUCAUUUUAAUCAGAAUGUAAUCUGCGGGAUUAGUGCAGCUUCGAUGAACAGAUCGGUGGAUAUUUUUGGCCCUAACGCGAGUCGGUGGGUACCCGAGCGAUGGAUUGCCGAAUCAGAGGCCGACAAGGGUCGCAUCGGUGGUAUGAAUCGGGACUUGACCACGUUUGGAAUGGGAAGUCGGAGUUGCAUCGGUCGCAAUCUAGCACUCAUCGAAGUGCACAAAUACAUUGCACAAUUUUUCCGCCACUUCGAUGCAGAGAUUGUCAACAAGGACCACCCAUGGGUGACGAAAUCACAGUCGAAUGUGAGUGUUGCUACUCUAGCACGCCCUUAUUUGUUAGCAUAUGCCAACACUGGCGCGAGCAGGGACGUUCUGAAGCGCCACCUUCGCACCUGCAAAGACAAGCCCAAGGAGCUUCUCGAUGAUCUAGAGACUGCGCUUCCGUCCAAAGGGACUGUGCCCACCGCUUGUGACCGAUGUUACGGCCAAAAGCGAGCUUGUAGUCGUGGCAUGCCGUGUUGCAAUUGUCGUUCGAAGAAUGAGCCUUGCGUCUACUCUCGAGGUCUGGCACGGAAGGCGGCUGGCACUAACGCAUCAGAGAAUCCAGCUGCCGCAGGUCUUGAAGCCCCCUUCGAGGGUAAUCGUCAUUUCUCGCCUUCCCCCAGAUGUUCGGUGUCCGAAGCCAACGAUGACUCCUCCUCAGACAUGGAAGCCGAUGAACCUACAGAACUCUACCAACCAAACCUGUUUCUUUCCCCUAAUCUCCAUUAUCCACACCAUAACAUUACCCGACCGACAUUCCACACAAUCCACGAUUCUACAACGACUUGGCCAUGGGGCGACAAAUACCAGAAGCAUUUAAUAACCUUCCAAUUCCUGGCCAACUUUACCAGCACCACUGGCUUGGCCAACUCUUUUGAUUGCUGCUCAGUUGAAGAGAGGUUAGAGCUCCUCAAGAGCUAUGACAAGCCGAACUCGCAAAUCCAUGGCGUUGUUAGAGAAGCCUCGCCCCCAGCCAAACCGAGACCUACAAACCAACCUCCCCCAACGAAUUCAUUGGCCUUUCAGAGAAAUCACAUCUGGGGCUAUGUUCUGGAUCAGCAAACACCGCCUGCAAGCGAAGAGCCCAUGCUUCCAAUGGCCGAUAUUCAAGUUCAGUACACUCAGGAUUGGAUGAUGCUCAAACCUCCAACGAAAUCGCCGGCUGAGAACAUCAACAAGCCGGGAUCUUCGGGGCGUUCGACACGUGCGGGGGGGGAGAUCGACUCGGAACAAGCAGCCUUCGAGAUUCAGCUUUUGACUUCUACUGGCCUUCGGAUCGUUUCAAGAAUCAAAGAGGUCGUAAUGGUGAAGCCAAGGAACAGUAUUGUCAACUUGAACUGGGCAUCUCACGUGGAAGAUGCCUGUUUGGAGUUUUUCUCCUCGACAAACAUCUCCAGGUUUCUCAACUUAUUCUGGGCGGGAUGGUAUCCCAACUGGCCGGUCAUACACAAACCCACGUUUACUCUACCGACUACGAUGGACAUACUAAUCGCCGCGAUGGUGGUCAUCGGUGCCUGCUUGUCUCCUGAUCAAUCUGAGGUGGAUCAUGCCAGAGUAUGGUUCAAUGCGAUUGAGGAAAUAGUCUUCACUGAUGCAGCGUUCUACACCAACAUAUCGGGCGACGAGCCGAGAAAUCGCGAUCCCUCUGGGCCUAGAGACAGGAAGAUGACGCAAGUGUUGCAAGCAGCUUACGCAGUAUGCCUCUAUCAGAAUUGGGAAGGCAACGACCUAGCCAAGAAGCGCAUCCGAAGAUACCGUUAUAGCAUAGUGGUUGCGUUGGCAAGAGAUAUGGACAUCGCGUCCUCUAAGCAUCCCUACCUGGACUUCUCGGACCCCGAAGGUUUCGACUGGCAUAGUUUUAUAUCGCGGGAGGAGCGCAUCCGAACGCUCAUCUACGUGUUUUUGCUGGACUCUGGCUUCGUGAUGUUCAACAACCUGCCACCUCGGAUGGCAGCCGCGGAGAUGAGACUGAACUUGGCCUGCCCUGAGGGGUGCUUCCAAGCCGACAGUGCCGGGGACUGCUUUCUCCGACUGAGGCAGUGGUAUUCUUCAGCCAAUACUACUGCAACCAUGUCGCUGAGCGCAGCACUCGAGACACUAUGCCAGAAGGAGCUCGAUGACAGGGUUUGCAAGUGGUUUUCAACGGUUGGCAUUUUGAACAUGUUCACGAUGGCAUCAGCCCUCCAUUCGCUGUUGUUUCAACAGACUCAGACAUCAUUUGGCUAUGAACCACAGCUCACGCCGAUCCGGAAUGCUUUAUCAAACUGGAUACGCAUCUGGCACAUGAUGUCGCCGACAGCUUUGGCGUUGAGUGGAAAUUCUUCUUCUGUUUACGACCUCUGGAAAAGAACCGGAUUCAUGAGACACGCCGCCGAGUUCCACCUGCUCGCAAAAAUAAUCGUGAAGCACGUCGAGAUGUGUCAGCGUGACCGCGCGACCGCGCAGAGUAAUUCGUUCAUGCUUACUUCUGCGGCACAGCCUUUUGGUUUCGAGAAGUAUGAUGAGACUAGUAUGCAGCAGGUCAACGAUCUUAUCGUCUCCUUCAAUAGCUUCAACAUAUAG